UGCAACCUGCCUAAUUCAGACGGAGAGAACGGGAGGGAUCGGAAAGACGUAGGGACAGACGGUCCCUUUUCAAAACAGGGAAAAUGGGUUUUAUCGCCCUUGCAACCAAGAGAAAAACAAUCUUCAGUGAAACCAGAACUCUUUAACUACGCGAAGGGCUUGAUCUGAUUCCGUUGAAUAAUUUUAUGCGUGAGUUCUUUGAAGUUUAAAAUGUGGGUGAUGGUGGUUUUGUCGAGAGCGAGGUCUCCCCUCCUGUUGUCCAGAACAAGAUGGCAGCAGUGCAGGCAAACUGAGCAUGGUAUGGGUACGCUAUAACUCCGUAGCUACAUGUUCAGAGAAGCCGUGGAUUCUAUCACUUGUUAUUGUGUGUGAAGGUAUGGCCUCACAAGUCUUAGUCUACCCACCACAUGUUUAUCAGACCCAGUCAAGUGCCUUUUGUAGAGUGAAGAAACUGAAAGUCGAGCCCAGCAGCUGCGUUUACCAUGAGAGAGCCCACCCGCGGACCUAUUUGAAUGGUAGAACCCUCGGCAUCGCCAAGCCCACCAAAAGCGUUUGUUCGUUUCAGACUAAGGACUCGACGGGCGCCAGACCCCGAGACGGGCCGGAGCUUCCGCCUCAGGCGGCGUCUUUGAGCGGCGCGCACCGCGAGCAGCAGCAGCCCCAGGAAGGGGCGGUCCCCUCGCAGGGCAAGGGGCGGAGCCUGCAGCAGGAGGGCGGGGAAGGCGGCAGCGGAGCCGCGAGAGAGCGAGGCGGAGACGGUGACCGGAGCAGCGGGGGAAGAGGGGGAGGGGGAGGAGGGGGAGGGGGCGGAGACAAGGCGGCGGACGAGGACGGCGGCGGCGGCGGCGGCGGCGCAGGUUUGAACUCGGCUCUCGGUCCACAGAGAUGCGGGCUGAAACGUAAGAGCGAGGAGUUGGACAGCCGGGAGAGCGCCAUGCAGAUAGUGGAGGACCUGUCCAUGUUGCCUGCAAUGUUGCAAACCAGUGUGGCCAACCCGGGGGCGGGGGUGGGCGUGGGGGCGGGAGCCGGGGUUGGGGGAGGGCCCUCUAAGCAGGGCGGGGCGGGGGGCGGGGACGGGGACUACCAGCUGGUGCAGCACGAGGUGCUGUGCUCCAUGAAGAACACUUACGAGGUUCUGGACUUCCUGGGCCGGGGGACUUUCGGCCAGGUGGUGAAGUGCUGGAAGCGGGGCACGAGCGAGGUGGUGGCCAUCAAGAUCCUGAAGAACCACCCGUCGUACGCGCGCCAGGGCCAGAUCGAGGUGGGCAUCCUGGCGCGCCUGAGCGGCGAGAACGCCGACGAGAACAACCUGGUGCGGGCCUUCGAGUGCUUCCAGCACCGCAGCCACACCUGCCUGGUGUUCGAGAUGCUGGAGCAGAACCUGUACGACUUCCUCAAGCAGAACAAGUUCAGCCCGCUGCCGCUCAAGGUGAUCCGGCCCGUGCUGCAGCAGGUGGCCACCGCGCUCAGGAAGCUGAAGAGCCUGGGCCUCAUCCACGCCGACCUCAAGCCCGAGAACAUCAUGCUGGUGGACCCCGUGCGCCAGCCCUACCGGGUCAAGGUCAUCGACUUCGGCUCGGCCAGCCACGUCUCCAAGGCCGUGUGCUCCACCUACCUGCAGUCGCGGUACUACAGAGCGCCAGAGAUAAUUUUGGGGUUGCCGUUUUGUGAAGCCAUAGACAUGUGGUCGCUGGGCUGCGUGAUCGCCGAGCUGUUCCUGGGCUGGCCGCUGUACCCCGGAGCGCUGGAGUACGAUCAGAUUCGCUACAUCUCUCAGACGCAGGGGCUGCCGGGCGAGCAGGUCCUGAACGCGGGGACGAAGACGGCCCGCUUCUUCUGCCGGGAGUCGGACUCCCCGUACGCGGCCUGGAGGCUGAAGACAACGGAGGAGCACGAGGCGGAGACAGGGAUGAAGUCAAAGGAAGCCAGGAAGUACAUCUUCAGCUGUUUGGAUGAUAUAGCGCAUGUGAACAUGGUGAUGAAUAUGGAAGGAAGUGACUCGAUGGCGGAGAAGGCGGACCGCGGAGAGUUUGUGGGCCUGCUGAAGAAGAUGUUGCUGAUCGACGCGGAGCAGAGGAUCGUCCCGGCCGAGGUCCUGGGCCACCCCUUUGUCAACAUGCAGCACCUCCUGGACUUCCCCCACAGCAACCACGUCAAAUCCUGCUUCCACAUCAUGGACCUGUGCAGGUUACGGCCCAGCGCCUACGACGUCCUCAACCGCAACAAGGCGCCGUUCAUGAGGCCCGUCGCCCCCGGCAACCCGGGCAACCUCCCCGUGGCCUUCAACAAGAUGGGCGCCGUUCACACUCAAGCGUUGGCGCCGUCCGCUCCCUCUGUGAUGCACCCUGGGAUACCGUUGCAGACAGGAAGUGCUCAGUUUGGGUGCAGUGACUCCUUUCAGCAAACGCUCAUCCUCUGCCCUCCUACUAUUCAAGGAAUCCCUCCCAACCCGAGCAAGCCUGCUGGCUAUGCCGUCAGGAUGGAGAACACUGUACCGCUGGUGACCCAAGCCCCGCCUGUUCAGCCCUUACAGAUACGACCGGGAGUCAUUCCACAGACAUGGUCCAACCGGGCCCAGCAGAUUCUGGUUCCAGCCUGGCAGCAGGUGGCGCAGGUGGCACCCCCGCCCACCACGCUGGCGUCGGACACUGUGGCCGGCCCACAGAGACUGGGGGACUGGAGCAAAAUGCGACCCCACGGCAACCAUUACGGCACCAUGAUGCCCCAGCCUCUUCUAGCCAACCAGAUGGGCAUGUCGGCCCAGCCAAUCAACAUCGGCAUCGCGCACGUUGUGUGGCCCCAGCCGCACGCUAACAAGAGGAGCAAGCCCUGUCAGAACAGAAGCAACAACUUCCUGCACAACACCAACGUCCAGAAUUCGGCAUGCCAGUCCCCGAAGAUACCGGACGCCGUGAAGGUCGCGAAGGAGCAGCCCUGCCCGGAGGCGGGGCCAGAGGCGGAGCCUGAGGCGCAGGAGCGGGAGAGGCGGAGCUACUGCAAGGCGGGGCAGGACCCUGAGGAGCUGACCGUAUCCCACAAGCAGCGGCAGACGGUGAUCAUCGCCGACUCGCCCAGCCCCGCCGGCAGCGUCAUCACCAUCAGCAGCGACACGGACGCCGAGGAGGAGGAGGAGAGCGGCCCGAGGCACUCGCUGGGGGAGUGCAAAGGCAGCCCGGACUGCGAGGCGUGUCAGAGCACCCUGAACAUGGAGCGCGUGUGCUCCCUCAGCAGCCCCGACAGCACCCUGAGCACCAGCUCCUCCGCCUCCGCGCAGUCCAGCCCCUCCCCCUGCAAGAGGCCCAACAGCAUGUCGGACGAGGAGCAGGAGAGCGGCUGCGACACGGUGGACGGCUCGCCGGCCUCGGACUCCUCGGGCCCGAACGAGAGCCCCUUCAUGGAGAGCCGCUACAUCAGCGACGGCAACCGGAACCGGGAGCCCCGCCCCGCCCGCAUCGCCCCGGCGACCGAGCCCCGCAAGCCCGCCGUGCGCACCAUGGUGGUCCCGCCCAUGCGAGUGCACAACAACAACUCCAUCGCCGACGAGCACGUGGUCAACACAGCCUUAGACUCCUCUUGCCAGUCCAAGGGGCGCUGCGGGCCCGGGCGUCAGAACCACCACUCCACCCCCCUCCUCAACCGCCAGCACAAGAUGACCUCGGCAUUCCAGCAGCAACACCUGGGCUUUGGGCAGGUCCAGCACUACGCCUCCUGCCACCAGGAGUGGAACGGAAACUACAGCCACCGGCGGCAGCAGGCCUACAUCCCGCCCACGGUGCACGGGCACACCUUCACCCUGCCCCAGGGCAGCCCCAACCACACUACGGCGCACCCGCCGCACCCGGCCCUGCUGCCGUACCCGCCCUCGGGGCCCCUGGUGACGGCCGCGCCCGUGGCCCACAUGCUGGCCUCGCCCUGCACCACGCGGCCCAUGCUGCCGCCCGCCUACGGCAUCUCGCACCCGGGCGGCAUCGUGCACCAGGUGACCGUGGGCAUCAACCACCGGCUGCUGCCCUCGCCCACCGUCCACCAGAGCCAGUUCAAGCCCCUCUUCCCGCCCCACUCCUACAUCGCCUCGCCCGCCUACGCCGGCUUCCCCCUCAGCCCCACCAAACUCAGCCAGUACCCCUACAUCUGAGCGGCGGGGCGACGGCGGGGGGGUGCGGCGGGCGCGCGGGCCACCACCCCCCCGCCCGCCGCCGGG
Molecule: messenger RNA, 4201 nt
Organism: Anguilla anguilla (European eel)
Lineage: Eukaryota; Metazoa; Chordata; Actinopteri; Anguilliformes; Anguillidae
Product: homeodomain-interacting protein kinase 3-like
Biological process (GO): peptidyl-serine phosphorylation; peptidyl-threonine phosphorylation
Cellular component (GO): cytoplasm; PML body; nucleus
Molecular function (GO): protein tyrosine kinase activity; protein serine/threonine kinase activity; ATP binding
Source: RefSeq, a predicted model, not a curated record